Pogona vitticeps (central bearded dragon) is the source of this 2531-nucleotide messenger RNA. It is a transcript of the gene POLH, whose product is annotated as DNA polymerase eta. The record is from RefSeq and is a predicted model, not a curated record. Lineage: Eukaryota; Metazoa; Chordata; Lepidosauria; Squamata; Agamidae. Gene Ontology annotation, cellular component: replication fork; site of double-strand break; nucleus. Gene Ontology annotation, molecular function: damaged DNA binding; DNA-directed DNA polymerase activity. Gene Ontology annotation, biological process: response to radiation; error-prone translesion synthesis.
UGCCCCGUUGCAUGCCGGGAGUUGUGGCCUACCCUUUCGUCCCGAGAGGCCGGAAGGCGGGGAUUUUAGGGACGUGCUGGCUUUAGGCCCCCGGCUUCUGCGGCUUCCUUCGACGCUUGCGGCCUCUCCCUCCCGGGUCGGCCUCCCUCUGGUUGUUUUCGGUCACUAGUCAGUCUCUCAGGGCCCGCGAUGUCUCGCGGGCGGGAGCGGGUGGUGGCCUUGGUCGACAUGGACUGUUUCUACGUGCAGGUGGAGCAGCGCCUGGACCCCAGCCUGCGGGGCAAGCCGUGCGCCGUGGUUCAGUACAAGACGUGGAAAGGCGGCGGGAUAAUUGCUGUGAGCUAUGAAGCCCGUGCUUUUGGAGUUACCAGGAAUAUGUGGGCUACUGAUGCCAAGAAACUAUGUCCUGAUCUACUGUUAGCUCGAGUGCCAGAGGCCCAUGGCAAAGCAGACCUCACCAAGUACCGAGAAGCCAGUGUGGAGGUGAUGGAAGUGAUGUCUCGGUUUGCUGUAAUUGAGCGUGCCAGCAUUGAUGAGGCCUACAUGGACUUAACUAAUGCUGUGCAUGAGAGGCUUCAGAAGAUGAAGGGACAGUCCAUUGCAGCAGAGCAGCUAGUAACGACCUUUAUCCAAGGAUUCCCAAAUAACCUUGAUGGGAAAGAAAAUACGGACCACAGAGACGAGUGGCGGCAGCACGGUUUGCACCAGUGGCUCGAGUUGUUGCCGUUUGAAGAUCCCAGCAAUCCAGAUGUGCAGCUGACAGUGGGAGCUGUGAUUGUGGAAGAAAUGAGAGCAGCUGUGGAAUCUGUCACAGGAUUUAGGUGUUCCGCUGGGAUUUCUCACAACAAGGUAUUAGCAAAAUUGGCCUGCGGCCUCAACAAACCUAAUCGACAGACUUUGGUGUCGCAGGAUUCUGUCCCCCAGCUCUUUAGCAAGAUGCCAAUUGGAAACAUUCGCAACCUAGGAGGUAAGUUAGGUGCCUCUGUCACUGAACUUUUGGGCGUGGAGUAUGUUGGACAGCUGAUCCAGUUCACUGAGUUGCAGCUUCAGACACACUUUGGAGAUAAGACUGGCUCCUGGUUGUACGACUUGUGCAGAGGGAUUGAACAUGAGCCUGUGAAACCUAGGCAAUUGCCGAAGUCAAUUGGCUGCAGUAAGAAUUUUCCAGGAAAAACUGCCUUGGUUACUCAGAAACAGGUACAACACUGGCUUCUGCAGUUGGCUUUGGAGUUGGAGGAGCGACUGAAGAAGGACAGAGACCAAAACAACCGGAUGGCUAAACAACUGACUGUUGGGAUCCGCAUGCAAGGUUCAAAAUAUUCCAGUGGCCUCUCCCGCUGCUGUGCCUUAUCCCACUAUGAUGCUCAUAAGAUCAGUAGAGAUGCCUUUGCAGUAAUCCAGAACUGCAAUACAGCAGGAGGCCAGCAGGCUGCAUGGUCCCCACCAAUCAAACUUCUCCAGCUGUCUGCAGCCAAGUUUUUAGAGGUUAAUACACUCUCCUCUAUGGACAUUACUUCCUUCCUGACUAGUGAUAGCCAGCAUACCCCAUCCACCAGCACCAGUGCAGGAAGCCCAAAUGCCAAGUCCCUUGGAAGCCCCAAAAAGGAGACCAGCAAGAGAACGGUGAAUACUAUUCAGGGGCUGUUUCAAAGGGCAGCAGAAAGGAAACAGGCUCAGGCACUGUCUGGGUCUUCUCUUCCUAAUAUUGCCAGUGAAAAGAUAGUACAGUCAGCUACAGAGCCUCACAUCUGUCAUGAUAAUGGAGUCAGCUGCAUCAGCAGUCAGAUUCCAGAAGACCCUGUGGAGCCUUAUGUCACUAGUAGCAAACCAGAUUCCAUGCUGGAGGAGCCCACUGUAGAACAAUCUGUACUGAGCUCUGAAGCAGGACCGCAGAAAACCGCUGACACCAAUGGCUGUGGUUGUAUGGCAUCUCCGGAAACAGAAACACUUGAAGCUCCUUCAGAGCUCCCUGAUGCAUCAAAAGAAGAGAGAGUGCAAUUGGCUUCUGAACCUCUGCAGGGGGAAGCUGAUAGUUUGGCUCCUCCCUAUGUAGAUGACCGGAUAUUGUGUGAGAAAUGCAACCAACAAGUGCUGGUGUGGGAAUUCACAGAACAUUUAGAUUACCACUUUGCUGUUGAGCUGCAGAAUUCCUUCUCAGGAUCCAGUUCCUGCAGGACACCUGUACCUGUUGGUAGCCCUCCAACUAAGGGCAAAAGCAAAUCCAGGUCUCACACAGCCGCUGGUGCUAAACGGCCAAGGCAAGACUCCACCAGGACUUUGGAUUCCUUUUUUAAGUGCUUGCCUCCUUAGACUGAGUCUUCUGCAAGCAGCUGGAGAUUUUUUUACACAAAGAAUAACUGCCUAAUAAAAUACUUCUAAUAAAUGAUUCUCAGCAGAACUGAUGGGGUUGUUGAAUAAGGCACUUCAGUCAGCUGCUCAUGCAAUGCUGAUCUAAUAAAAAGUAAAGGUUCCCCUUGACAUUUAGUCCAGUCAUGUCCGACUCUAGGGUGCAGUGCUCAUCCCCCGUUUCC